Messenger RNA from Balearica regulorum gibbericeps (East African grey crowned-crane), 3180 nucleotides. The record is from RefSeq and is a predicted model, not a curated record. Lineage: Eukaryota; Metazoa; Chordata; Aves; Gruiformes; Gruidae.
AUGACAGCUUUCAAAGAUGAAACUACGUUAAAUAUGUCAGCUAAUUUCAAAACCAGCAUGAAAGAGUUGAAGGUUAUGAAGCAACGGAUAGCUGAGACAGAGGUUGAGACAGAGAUUGGGAAAAGCUCCCCUACCAAGCAUCUACUGAAUCAACUCUGUGAUGAUCCUCAGUCAAUGCAGACAGACAUACCAGUAGAAAAAAUGCCUACUUUGACUGGACAAGAGGAUAGUGAGAAUGACAUUGUUCUUGUGGAGCGACCUCAAAAGGCUGGGAUUAAAUGCACUGUUUUCCCAAGAAGAAGGAAAACAAAGAAAUCAAAGAAAAUAAUAAGUCCUAGAAUAUUAGAAGCUGUGAUUAAGAAAUUAAGUCAACCUCCAAAGAUUCUUAAAAGGUCUGUGUCUCUGGGAAGACUUUGUAUUCAUGAUAAAUUCAGUAUCAAGGUGUCUGCAGCAAUCAAACAAUAUCAGAGCCACAGCAUCCCUUGCUUGUUAGAUUUUGAAAAGUUUGCAGAAAUGAGGGGUGGAAUUCCAAAAGAAACUUCUGCUCGCAUGUGGGUCAGUGGAAUAUGGACCUGCUGGUUUGAUGAAACUUUCCCUCCUAGUGGGACUGCUUCUGAGGAGAAGGAUACUGAAUUACUGAAAGGAACUGAGACAGUGGACUCUAAAGAAGCAAAUCUACAAAUAGAACUAGUUGACUCAAUACAACCUGUUCUUCUUGAAGGUGCAACAGUUAGUAUUGAAGAUUUAGAAGAAGAAGCUAUAAGCUUAGAACCACUGCUGCUUAAUGCUUACUGGCAUAGACAUUUGAUUUACCUCUUUCAAGACAGAAUUUCUGCUGCUUUGGAUGACCUAAAUUUUAUAACUAAAUGGAGCAAAAAUAAAGCAGAUACAUACCUGUCAAGGGCUGAAAUUUACAGAAAACAGGGUGAUAAUGCAUUGGCAAUCCUCAAUUAUAGCUCUGCAAUACAAUGCAGUCCUACAGAUGAUGACAUUUAUUUUAGGAGAGCUGAGUUGUAUUUUGAAGAAAAUCAAUUAUUAUUGGCCAUGGAUGAUUACGCCAAAUGUUUUCAGUAUAACCCAAAAAGAACAGAUGCACUUAUGAAACAUGGAAUACAUUUCUUUGACCAUUCAGUUUUGACUAUAGCUAUUCAGGAUUUUACAGCUGUGAUCAAGGAAGACCCCAGCAAUGCUCAGGCGAGGCUCUAUCGAGGAAGAGUGUAUGCGAAGCAGCAGCAGUAUAGAAAUGCAAUACAAGACUUAGCAGCGGCAGUUCAUCUAGACCCUUCUUGUUGGUUAGCAUUCUAUUAUAGAGGUUGCAUACUGCGACAGAUUGACCCAAAAAGAGCUGUGCAGGACUUCAGUGUUUCUGCAAAAGGAAAUACAUUUUCUGGUUUUAGCUCUGUCAUCUUUGCUUACCUAAAUAUUGGUUUGAUACUGCUGUUGCACCUCAAUCAAUACUAUGAAGCUAUUCAACAGUUUACUAAUGCCAUUGGAAUUGAUCCUCUCAAUGUUCGAGCCUAUGUAUGCAGAGCGCAAGCAUAUCAGAAGGAUGCUGUGAGAAGUUUUAAAAACGCUAUGAAGCUCCUGAUGACCUCAGCAAAAAUCCUGCCUAAUACAUUUGAAGCUGCAGAAAUGUAUUAUCUCACAGGCCUGUGUUACAUGGAGCAAAAAAGUUUAUUACAGGCCCGUGAUGCUUUUAGUAUGGCUAUUAGACUACAUUCAAGUUACCCUGAUGCUUUUUAUCAGCGAGGGCUGUGUAGAAUGCAGCUCAGAGAAGCUAAGUGCAUCCGAGAUUUCAAUCGAGUGCUUGCCCUUUGUCCAUCACAUUUCCAGGCGUAUAUGAGUCGUGCUGCUUACUAUGGAAGUAAGGGUAGAUACUCUAAGGCAAUUCUGAAUUGCAAUGAGGCAAUCAAAAUUCUUCCUGACAGUGUGCAAGCUUAUUUUUACCGAGGAACUUUAAAGUAUCAAAAUAAGACAUUUAAAGCUGCAAUUGAAGAUCUUUCCAAAACUAUCGACCUCAACAAAACCUGUAUUUUGGCAUAUUAUAACAGAGCCAUCUGUUAUCAUCAAAUAAAGGACUUCAGAAAGGCUUUGAAAGAUUAUGGAAUUCUUCUUCUUCUUGAAUUGAAUAAGGAAAUUGCUUUUAAAGUGUUAAUUAAUCGUGGACUGCUCUACAUGGAACUUGGUGAUUAUGCUAAUGCAUGUGAGGACUUUAAAGAAGCAAAUAUACUUAGUCCAGAUGAUAGCCAGAUCUUUCACGCUAUUGGUAUCUGCUAUCAUAGACUUCAUGAGUUUAAAGAAGCUGUGAGAUCGUUUGACCAGGUUCUCAAACUAGAUCCUGUUUCUGUGGAUGCCUAUGUUGGACGAGGAAAUUCGUACAUGGAAAAUGGACAUGAGGCUGGUUGUAAACAAGCGCAGAAAGAUUUCUUGAGAGCAAUUCACCUGAAUCCAAAGUGUAUAAAAGCCAGAAUUUGCUUAGGAUACAACUUGCAGGCCCUUGGAAAGCUUCAGAGAGCAUGGAGACAAUUUACAGUUGCCAUUUGCAUUGAUCCAAAAUGCUAUGCUGCAUAUGAUGGACGAGCUUCAGUCUGUCUUCAAAUGGGUGAAACUUUUGCUGCAUUUCAAGAUACUAAUGCUGCUCUAAAGCUCACUACCACUGCUCCACUGCUAACAAAUCGGGGUGUCAUCAACCAGUUAAUGGGAUAUCUACCCUGUGCCAUGAAGGACUAUCAACAAGCAAUUUCUGUUGACCCAAACUAUGCAUUAGCCUAUUUCAAUGCAGCAAAUAUCUACUUCCAUAAUCGACAGUUUUCACAGGCCUAUCAUUAUUAUUCCAAGGUAUUACAACUUGACCCAGGAAAUGAAUCUGCUGUUAUGAAUCGUGCUAUUACAAAUACAUUACUAAACAAUAUUGAAGAAGCAAAAAAAGACUUUGAGAAGGCAAUUUGUCUGUGCCCAUUCUCUGCAGCAGUGUAUUUUAACAGGGCAAAUUUCUAUAAUGGAUUGAAGCAAUAUGAACUAGCUGAGAAAGAUAUUUCAACAGCAUUGUCAAUCCAGCCUAAUGAUGCCUUGAUGUAUAAAUUUAGAGCUGAUAUUCGUGGUAAAUUGGGUUUCAAUAAAGAGGCUGUAGAAGACUACAAACAAGCAAUCAGCAUUCAAGAACAGAUUGAUGACAUGUGA